Durusdinium trenchii is the source of this 386-nucleotide messenger RNA. Lineage: Eukaryota; Dinophyceae; Suessiales; Symbiodiniaceae. The record is from the annotation of a GenBank genome assembly.
UUCAGCUGUCGCCCGGUGAGAUGCCGCAAUUUGCGCCCCACAAGGCCUUGCUGAGUGGGCUAUUGGGCUCGUGUGCCUAUUCGGUUUGGGGCUUUCACCGACAGAGGCUGAAAGGCUUAGCCCUGCGCUCCGGCAGCGCAGGCUUGCUUUGUGCGGCCUUAAGCUAUGGCUCUUCCCUUUGGCAUGCCGUGCAGGCACGGCGUCACUCACACUCACUGGAACGGCUGAGAGAAAACUCGGAGGCGAUCCGCAUGGUGCCAAUCGACAACCUGGCUCCUCCAUUGCCCAUUGAGGAGUUCGAUGAGGCCACAGGGCAAGAUGCCCGAAGGGUCAACGAUGAACUCCUGCGGCAGAUUCACCGGGAGGACCGUGGGCGGCACCGAUAA